CAGGUGAACACACAGUGUUCUUCCCCUCAGGAGGACACAGCUUUUGAGGUACCAUCUUGGAAGCAGAGACCAGCCCUUGCUAGACACAAACUUCCUGGCACUUUGAGUUUGGACUUCGUAGCCUCCAGAACUGACAGGCUGCGGAUUGGAAGCGGGGGCGGUGCGCACAGGCCUGGAGUGGCGUGCUGGGCGUGCGCGGCAGCGGUAUGAAGUGUUGGUCCCAGCGGUUCAGCUGAGGUUCGGACGUGCUGUAGGCCGGAAUGUUACCGACUGUUGGAUCUGUGGAUGAGGAAGAGGAUCCUGCGGAGGAGGAUUGUCCUGAAUUGAUUCCCAUUGAGACGAAGCAAAGCGAGGAGGAGGAAAAGUCUGGUCUCGGCGCUAAGAUCCCAGUCACAAUUAUCACCGGGUAUUUAGGUGCUGGGAAGACAACACUUCUGAACUAUAUUUUGACAGAGCAACAUAGUAAAAGAGUAGCAGUCAUUUUAAAUGAAUUUGGGGAAGGAAGUGCGCUGGAGAAAUCCUUAGCUGUCAGCCAAGGUGGAGAGCUCUAUGAAGAGUGGCUGGAACUUCGGAACGGUUGCCUCUGCUGUUCAGUGAAGGACAAUGGCCUUAGAGCUAUUGAGAAUUUGAUGCAGAAGAAGGGGAAAUUUGAUUACAUACUGUUAGAGACCACUGGAUUAGCAGAUCCUGGUGCAGUGGCUUCUAUGUUUUGGGUUGAUGCUGAAUUAGGGAGUGAUAUUUAUCUUGAUGGUAUCAUAACUAUUGUGGAUUCAAAAUAUGGAUUAAAACAUUUAACAGAAGAGAAACCUGAUGGCCUUACCAAUGAAGCUACUAGGCAAGUUGCUUUGGCAGAUAUCAUUCUCAUCAAUAAAACAGACUUGGUUCCAGAAGAAGAUGUAAAGAAAUUAAGAAUGACAAUUAGAUCCAUAAAUGGACUAGGACAAAUCUUAGAAACACAGAGAUCAAGAGUUGAUCUCUCUAAUGUAUUAGAUCUUCAUGCCUUUGAUAGUCUCUCUGGAAUAAGUUUGCAGAAAAAACUUCAGCAUGUGCCAGGAACACAACCUCACCUUGAUCAGAGUAUUGUUACAAUCACAUUUGAAGUACCAGGAAAUGCAAAGGAAGAACAUCUUAAUAUAUUUAUUCAGAAUCUCCUGUGGGAAAAGAAUGUGAGAAACAAGGACAAUCACUGCAUGGAGGUCAUAAGGCUGAAGGGAUUGGUGUCAAUCAAAGACAAACCACAACAAGUGAUUGUCCAGGGUGUCCAUGAGCUCUAUGAUCUGGAGGAGACUCCAGUGAGCUGGAAGGAUGACACUGAGAGAACAAAUCGAUUGGUCCUCAUUGGCAGGAAUUUAGAUAAGGAUAUCCUUAAACAGCUAUUUAUAGCUACUGUGACAGAAACAGAAAAGCGGUGGACAACACAUUUCAAAGAAGAUCAAGUUUGUACAUAACACUAGAAGCACUUAUUAUCAAAAGGAUUGGCUAAUAAAAAUGUUUCUACUGGAUAUAUUUCAAGCAUUUAUUUAUUACUUUAGUUACGAAUUCCAAUAUACUUUAAAAUGGUAUUUUACAGCAUACAUAAAAUGUAGCGAAUCAGUAUUGUAAAACAUUGAACAUUCAUACAAUUAUAUAUAAUACCCUUUUUUUUUUCUUUAAGAAUGACAGUUCACAAAAAUACCUUUUGAAAUUGACUUUGGAGUUUACAUACACUGAACAUGAAAGUUUAUAACAAUGAUGAUAAAACUUUCAACAUUGUCAGUUUUUCUUAGAACUUCAGCUGAUUGCAGAGAUAUAAUGAUUACAUUGUUAUUAAUUUUUUUAAAACAAGUAAAUGUCACCAUUUUAUUACAUGAAAUAAAAGGUUAUGACUAUUA
Piliocolobus tephrosceles (Ugandan red Colobus) is the source of this 1871-nucleotide messenger RNA. It is a transcript of the gene ZNG1A, whose product is annotated as Zn regulated GTPase metalloprotein activator 1A. Gene Ontology annotation, cellular component: cytoplasm. The coding region runs from base 261 to 1448 and encodes 395 amino acids. The transcript has 17 exons. Lineage: Eukaryota; Metazoa; Chordata; Mammalia; Primates; Cercopithecidae. The record is from RefSeq and is a predicted model, not a curated record.